Messenger RNA from Parnassius apollo (apollo), 333 nucleotides. The record is from the annotation of a GenBank genome assembly. NCBI's taxonomy places the organism in Eukaryota, Metazoa, Arthropoda, Insecta, Lepidoptera, Papilionidae.
AUGAAAUGGCGUAACUCUAAAGAACGGGAACUGCUCGCAUCUGGCGGCUCCAGAGAACAGACGUUACCCAAUAAGAACAAUCCGCAUCCCGAUUUAUCCGACGCGGAGGCGGACAAAUCAAAAAUGUCUCCAUUAUCGCCUUUAAACGAGGAUCAAAAUGAAGACAAAAGCAAAAUGUUCGCCGCAUCUUCUAGUCAGAGUGACAGUUACCGGUAUGACGAUAAAAUGGCCAGCAGCUCGAUGUAUUCCCGCGAAAAUUAUUCAAACAUGGAAGACGGUGAAGACUUUGACAGCGACGCGAGCGCUUCCGAUGAAGAAAUCAACGUAACAUGA